Messenger RNA from Striga asiatica, 3258 nucleotides. NCBI's taxonomy places the organism in Eukaryota, Viridiplantae, Streptophyta, Magnoliopsida, Lamiales, Orobanchaceae. The record is from the annotation of a GenBank genome assembly.
AUGGGCUAUAAAUCAAGCUUUAUUGACGCAAUUCUGCUCGUCUUCUUCCUCAGGAAACCUUCUCCGAGAGGGCCCCUGUUUAACGAGGCGGUGAUUAUGGUCACGAGAUUCAUGGCUGAUUACGGCGACACGACUGAAGAAUCGUUGCAUCCCUGGGCUUGGGCUAAUGGAGGCUGGCGGAGGCCGGUGGUCGCGCGACCUGGACCGAUACUGAGGAAGCUUGAAGAAAGAGGAGUGGACUUAGAUCGUCUAUAUGAGAUGGAGGCAAAAGAAAUUGGAUCGUUAAUUCGCUAUGCACCUGGAGGAAAGGUGGUCAAGCAAUACAUUGGAUAUUUUCCAAUGGUACAGGUAGCUACAGUAAGCCCAAUCACUAGAACUGUUUUAAAGGUUGAUUUGACUAUUACACCUGAGUUCGUCUGGAAGGAACGGUUUCAUGGUACUGUGCAGUGCUGGUGGAUUUUAGUAGAGGUGCUUCCUUGCCAGUUUGUUAUUUAUAUUUUGCAAGAUUGUGAAGUUGAAAGUUUAGUUGAGGAGCUUCAUGAUAAUGCCUUUAGAGCUCAGAUUUGUGAGCAACAAUGCUCUUGGAAGACUAUAAUUAUUUUAUUACUGAUGAACAAACCCACUUAUGCUGCUAUAUGUACUCACUCUCCUACCAAACCAGUUCUUAUAUUUGUUUCAUCACGUCGUCAGACCAGGCUUACUGCAUUGGAACUCAUUCAGUAUGCAGCUUCAGAUGAGCACCCUAGACAAUUCCUUGCUAUACCUGAAGAUUCAUUACAGAUGAUACUUUCCCAAGUAACUGAUCAAAAUUUCAGACACACGCUGCAGUUUGGCAUCGGGUUGCACCAUGCAGGAUUGAACGAUAAGGAUCGAUCUCUUACGUUGGUUUGCACCAGUACGUUAGCAUGGGGUGUGAACCUUCCAGCUCACUUGGUUAUUAUAAAGGGAACAAAGUAUUUUGAUGCAAGAGCAAAAAGACAUGUCGAUUUUCCUAUUACCGAUAUUUUACAAAUGAUGGAUCGAGCAGGAAGGCCUCAGUACGAUCAGCAUGGGAAAGCUAUCAUUCUCGUUCAUGAACCAAAAAAGAGUUUCUACAAAAAGUUUCUCUAUGAACCAUUUCCAGUUGAAAGCAGUCUCAGAGAACAGUUGCAUGAUCACUUUAAUGCUGAGAUCGUUUCUGGAACAAUUAGUCAUAAAGAGGAUGCAAUACAUUAUCUCACCUGGACAUAUUUAUUCCGAAGAUUGGUGGUUAAUCCAGCUUAUUAUGGCUUAGAAGACAGAUUUCCUGGAACUCUGAGUUCUUACUUGUCAAGCUUAGCAGUAAGCAAAUUUGAGGAUCUUGAAGACAGUGGUUGCGUUAAAAUUGAUGAGGGCAGGGUUUUCCUCCACGUAUUAUCUGGUGCUUCUGAAUAUGAUGAGCUUCCCGUGUGGCACAAUGAAGAAAACUACAAUGCAGAAUUAUCCAGUAAGGUUCGCUACAUGGUUGACAAGAACCUGCUUGAUGAUCCUCAUGUGAAGGCAAAUCUUCUUUUUCAGGCACACUUUUCUCGAGUUGAACAACCGAUCACCGACUAUGUCACUGAUUUAAAGUCGGUGCUUGAUCAAAGUAUCCGUAUUAUCCAGGCAAUGAUAGAUCUAUGUGCUAACAGCGGAUGGCUUUCUAGUACGUUUACUUGUAUGCAUCUUCUGCAAAUGGUCGUGCAGGAAAUUUGGACUGGGAUUGUCCACCUCAUUUUGGAAAUCCUUCGGGUCACUGGCAGUGGAAAAAUAAUUCUCGAAGUUGGAGAAAUCCUCGGAAGGGGACCUCCGAAGGGGAGACCUCCCGAGGGCCUCAAGACAAUGAAAGACGGUGUUUCACCUCCCAAUGGCGCCGUUGAGGACUUGAAUGUGGAUUCCGAUGGUUGGAAGAUUUUGGCUAAGAACAGUAAAUUCAGGCCACUUAUGCAGCGGCUUCUAGCUAGUUCGGGUGCUCCUGCUUUGGAUAUAAGUGGCAGUGUAUGCGGGAAUAAGCGGAAGUCCACUGAGGAUCUCCUGACAGGACCGACGCCGAAAGAAAGCGGUUUAGCGGUGAAAAUGGUGGAGCCUCAGCAUCUUGACCAGCUUCUACAUCCACAGUUUGUGGAUCCAUCUGCUUAUAAAGAGCAAGUAAUAGCGAAAGGCUUGCCGGCAUCCCCUGGUGCAGCAGUGGGGCAGGUCGUGUUCAACGCUGAAGAUGCUGAGGCAUGGCAUACACAAGGAAAGACUGUAAUCCUUGUGAGAACUGAAACAAGUUCAGAAGAUGUGGGGGGCGUGCAUGCAGCUGUCGGGAUCUUGACAGCUAGAGGCGGCAUGACUUCCCAUGCAGCCGUUGUUGCCCGUGGCUGGGGAAAAUGCUGUGUUUCGGGUUGUUCCGAAAUACGCGUGAACGACUCGGAGAAGAUGGUCUUGAUUGGGGACAAAGUGGUGAAUGGAGGAGAUUGGAUUUCUCUAAAUGGCUCGACUGGUGAAGUGAUCGGAAUAUUGGAGCUGAAGGGAUCGGUUUGUGUAGAACGGAGCACAUGCGAAAGGAAGCUCUGGACUUGUGACUUGUUAUUGCCUUAUCAACGAGCGGAAUUUGAAGGGAUUUUCGGUGCAAUGGAUGGUCUGCCUGUAACAAUCAGACUUUUGGACCCUCCACUUCACGAAUUCCUUCCGGAAGGCGACAUAGAGCAGAUUGUUGGGGAACUAACGGUCGAUACUGGCAUGAGUCAAGAAGAAAUUUACUCCCGGAUUGAAAAAUUGUCUGAGGUGAACCCCAUGCUCGGUUUUCGGGGAUGCAGGCUCGGGAUAUCGUACCCCGAGCUUUCGGAAAUGCAGGUUCCCGCAAUAUUUCAAGCGGCCAUCUCUUUGAGCAACCAGGGUGCCAAAGUCCACCCGGAGAUUAUGGAACUGAGUCAUCAGGUGAGUUUGAUUCGUGGGGUUGCAGUAAAAGUGUUCUCCGUGAUGGUCUCCUCUGUGAGCUACAAAGUGGGCACAAUGAUCGAGAUCCCUAGAGCCGCUCUUGUGGCAGACGAGAUUGCCAAGGAAGCAAAAUUCUUUUCGUUUGGGACGAACGACCUCACGCAAAUGACAUUUGGAUACCGUAGAGACGACGUGGGCAAAUUUCUGCCGAUUUACUUAUCUAAGGGCAUUCUCCAGCAUGAUCCAUUUGAGAAAGGCGUGGGUCAGCUGAUUAAGAUGACAACCGAAAGAGGACGUGCAGCUAGACCGAGACUAAAGGUCAGUGGUUCUGAAGAAUAG